Molecule: messenger RNA, 892 nt
Organism: Perkinsus marinus ATCC 50983
Lineage: Eukaryota; Perkinsozoa; Perkinsida; Perkinsidae
Exons: 4
Coding region: 35-892 (285 amino acids)
Source: RefSeq, a predicted model, not a curated record
CUCAACCACACGUCAAUGGGGUAACCCAAUCACUAUGAUGCCGCCCUUCAAUGAGGUCAUCGCCCGGGCUUGGAUAUGCUGCAGUCUAGGUUGGUUACUACUGCUAGCACAGUUAGUCGGGGGUAGUGGGGCCGAAGACCGCCUUGACCAGAGACUUCUAUUGACCACCGUAUCCGAGGAUGAAAUCGAGGAGUCGCUGGCCUUGAACAUGUGGAAGGCCGUCGGCUGGGCUGCUCUAUCUGCUAUAUCCCUACCUAUAGGAUCCACUAUUGCUAUACUGUGGCCCCCGGGUCAACGCGUAUGUAGUGUUCUACUAGCAUUUGGGUCGGGAUCUUUGCUUGAGGCACUGAGUAUAGAGCUAUUCGGGCAUGUACUGCAUGCCACUGACGAUAAGAGGGUCAUUUACUCGUUGAUUGCUGGAGCUCUCGUUGGGUGCCUUAUAUUUGUACUACUCAACAAGAUGCUGAAUGACCGUGGUGGCUUCUAUCGUCACGAGAAUAUGAUAGGUCAGUACGUGAUGCGUGUUAAGGUGAAGAUGAUGAGGAGCUUGUUGCGGAGGUUGAAGCAAGUGCCAAUGCUCAGCGGACUAGAGGAUAUCGAGCUUUACGAGCUUGCUAAAUCCUUCGAAAGCUCUCGUUACCGUGCCGGGCAUGUGGUGGUGUGCGAUGCAACCACGAGCACUACUGCAUACUCCGCCCUUUUCUUCGUUGUAAGUGGCGAAGUGCAGGUGACAACAAGCUUCAACGAUGGAAUUGAAAGUACCACUGUAGCUGGCCCGAACUCGAUAUUCGGCCAGAUGACUUUAUGUACCGGCGUGCCCGUGGCGACUACGGCAGUGACCCAAACUCGGGUCAAGCUGCUUCGACUACCACCUGUUGACGUAAGGAAAUGA